Verticillium alfalfae VaMs.102 is the source of this 2328-nucleotide messenger RNA. RefSeq names its product linoleate diol synthase. Gene Ontology annotation, biological process: response to oxidative stress. Gene Ontology annotation, molecular function: heme binding; monooxygenase activity; iron ion binding. The record is from RefSeq and is a predicted model, not a curated record. The transcript is spliced from 11 exons. The coding region runs from base 1 to 2328 and encodes 775 amino acids. NCBI's taxonomy places the organism in Eukaryota, Fungi, Ascomycota, Sordariomycetes, Glomerellales, Plectosphaerellaceae.
AUGCCACUACUAUGCAGAAGGCUUCGUCGUCCGCGACAUGCGCAAGUCGGCGAUUAUCCGCAAUUAGCUGUUGAUCUCAUGACGCACAAGCCAGCAGACGAGCCUCAAGCGCCUGGUUCCGAUAAUCCCCCAGACACUCGGCAGACAGGGCAGCAGCAGAAGAAGGGACUGACAGAUGACCGCAGAUUGGACCUAGAGAAUGUCGUGCUGACCUCUUUUUUCGGAGAGCCUUACCGAUACCGACAGGCAGAUGGUUCCUACAACAGUCUUUACAAUCCAUCUCUCGGCAAGGCGGGGUCAUCAUACUCGAGGUCCGUCCAGCCAACGGCAUGGCAACCAUCAGCCUUACCCGAGGCCCAGCUUAUAUUUGACACCCUACUGUCGCGCGAGGAUGGCGGUUUCAAGCCUCACCCAAACGGCAUAUCUAGUGUUUUCUUUUACCUAGCCACUAUCAUCAUACACGACAUCUUCAGAACAUCGCACGAUGAUCCCAGCGUCUCCCUCACGUCGUCUUACCUUGACCUUGCCCCGCUGUAUGGUGCCAAUCAAGACGAACAGAACACUAUAAGGACCUUCAAGAAUGGCAAGCUGAAGCCAGACUCCUUCUGCGAGAAGCGCACCCAUGGCUUUCCACCCGGGUUCUUCAAUCGCUAUCACAAUUGGGUUGUGGAAAGACUGGCAAUGAUCAACGAACGCAACCGGUUUUCACAGCCUAGCAGAACCCAAGAUUCGAACACGAGGAAACGAGCACUCGAGAUCCUCGACAACGACUUGUUCCAAACAGGAAGAUUGAUUGUAUGCGGUCUAUACAUUAACAUGAUUCUCCACGACUAUCUCCGCGUCAUUCUUGGCCUCAACCACACGGCUUCGACCUGGAGUUUAGACCCUCGAAUGGAAACAGACACGGAAAAGAUCCCUCGAGCGGGCGGAAAUCAAUGCAGCUUCGAGUUCAACCUGCUCUAUAGGUGGCAUUCGGCAAUCAGCGAGAGAGACGAAAGGUGGUUGGAUGCGCAUCUUGAGUCGUUACCUCGAGACCCUAAAGAUAGGAUGGAGGCUACAGACUCACAUAGCUUUGCAACCUUUGAACAGUCUGUUGCCAGUGCGCCCGAACGACGCACUUUUGGUGGCUUGACAAGAGGACCGGAUGGACGUUACUCUGACAGCGAUCUUGCUCGGAUUUGGGUCGAGAGCAUCGAGGAUGCUGCCGGGGCAUUCGGCCCAAACAAUAUCCCACGAACACUUCGUAUGAUGGAAGUUAUUGGCAUAAACCACGCUCGCGCCUUGCGUGUAGCUACUCUCAAUGAUUUCCGCAAGUAUUUUGGCUUGCUUCCUUACACAUGCUUUGAGCACAUUACCUCAGACCCCGCAGUAGCACAGCGCCUCCAGGCUCUUUACGGACAACCGGACAUGGUUGAACUCUAUCCUGGUCUUCUCAGCGAAGAUGCCAAACCAUUGAUGAUACCCGGUAGUGGGUUGUGCGCCCCCUAUACGCUGAGUCGAGCCAUACUCUCCGAUGCAAUCAUGAACAGAUACCAUGAGGCUGCAUCUGAUGUACUGGUCGACGACGGAUGUGUGUUCCACAAGCUGGUAUUGCGAGCGUUGCCGACUGCCUUUUCCCCUAGCAGUAUAUACGCUCACCUACCGUUGGUUACGCCGACGACUAACCGCACCAUCGUGGAGCGCCUACAGCGAGAGUCUCGGUACUCCUUCGAUCGUACACGGACUUUGAGUCCCCAAAUCCAUAUUUCUAGUCCUCUUGCCGUGAAGGAAAUUCUCCAGAGUGACGCCUUUGCAGGCGAUAGCUGGAGACAUCAGCUGACGUACUUGAUGGGGAAGCCUAAUCACCAGAUGGGCCUGUAUGGCGAUGCGACUGAUUUCGAGCAAAGGCGAGCUCGCUUGGAGAAGACUAUCUUCUGCCCAAGCCUGGAGACAGAGUUUAGAGAUUUGUUCAGUCAAUUAUCAAGAUGCAUCUACCCAGAGGCAGAGAAAAUCGGAGAGCUUCCCCAGACACUGCAAAUCGACCUGGUUGCCUAUUUCGCCAAUGCCAUACCCAUCAACUUCGUUGGUCAUUUGCUGCCAUUGCCUCUGAAGUCGCAGGUAGACGUUGACGGAGCGCACACCCCAGAGGAUCUUCACUCCGCACUCGUGUCGAUCUUUGCCGUCUUAUUCUUGCGACUGGACCCGGUCUUGUCAUACAAUAUCCGUAUCGCAGCCCAGCCUAUUGCUGCGUCGGUCGGUGACAACCUCGAAAUUGAAAUAAGUAAUGUCCCGGCUAUCAUGCUGCUGCUUGACGACGAGGAUCACCAGUCAGAACGUCGGGGACCCUGA